CCUUACUGCUGAGUAGAUCGCUAAAAAUGUUGAAAAGUAUAUUUCUCGUCGUUGGUAUAGCGCUUUUGCAAAGCUGCAAAGCCGAAACGCCGGAAACAUAUCUUCUCAAAACACACAGUCUUCCUUCGGACUUGAAUUUUAUGCCGACUUUGGGCAACGGUCACCUGGGCUACACAGUCUUCGGAGAUGCCAUCUUCAUGAACGGAGUCUACAACGGAGCCGGCGGAAAUAGCAAGCGGGCCCGCAUUCCCAACUGGCUGAAUAUCAGCGCGGAAGUCUGCGAUCGCUUCGGUUGUGCCACUGGUAGCGACGUGGACGUAAAUGGAACUAGCUACGAGAUGGAUCUUCGGGAUGGCUACUUCCGCGUUCUCACAACCUACCAAACGCUAGGGGUUUCAGUGGAGCAGAGAACCUAUCCGCACAAGUUUUACAAUCGUGCCCUGGUAUAUGAAGUGGUAGCCAGCAGACUUGCCAACCGAAAUUCGAGGGUUAACUCUCCGAAGUACCUGAAACUGACUCCAUUUCCCGGGAACUCCAGCGAUGCAUUCGAUUUCGUCGUUGUAAGCAAUGGCAGCUCUUCCAGUGGAGAGUAUCGCACACUUAGAGGACGCACAAAGGUGCUGGAGCUCCAUGAGUUUCAACCCGAUCCCCAGGAGGUCUUUGUCCUCUUUAGUGAAUCCUUGGAACAGCCCCUACAACUGCAGUGGCCCACCUGGCAAGAUCAGCUCACCCACACAAUCAUCAUCACCAUAGAUAGGGAGGAAACUGUUGCACGAAAGGAACUGCAAGAUGUGCUGCAGUUAAGCUCUAAAGAUCUGCUCCAGAAGCACACCGAAUCUUGGAACAGCUUCUGGGACAACGAGUUCUCUAUCGAAAUAAAGGGAGAUGCCUUGGAACUCUCACAGAUUGUUAACGCAGGAAUAUUUUAUUUGGUAAGCUCUCUUCCGUCAAUCGAAACCCACCAGAAAAACGAACCCUUCUACGGAUUGAGUCCCACUGGUUUGGGGCGCGGCAAUCUGGAGGCGGACUACCAGGGGCACAACUUCUGGGACACGGAGAUCUGGAUGCUGCCGGUUGUCAGUCUAUUUGGCCUCGAGUAUGCAAAACAAGUGCUAGACUAUCGCAGCAGAAAAUUGGAGGCAGCCAAAUACCAUGCGAAUUCCACUGGCUACAAGGGAGCAAGAUUUCCUUGGGAGAGUGCCUACACUGGCACAGAGGUGACCAACCCAUGCUGCCCCGAAGUGUCCCAACAGGAGAUUCACAUAUCCCCCGAUAUAUCCUUUGCCCUGCAAAAGUUCUUCGCCCAAUCCCACGAUAAUGCCUGGGCCUGUGGCACAGCUUGGCCCAUAGCCCGAGAAGUGGCUGAGUUCCUGGUGAGCCGAGCCUCGUGCGAGGACCCGCAAAAUAUAUGCCACCUACUAGACGUGAUGGGACCCGACGAGGAUCAUCCGAACGUAAACGAUAAUGUUUACACGAACGCUGUGUCCAAAAUUGCACUGAAUUUCGCCGAGUGGCUGGCCAAAACAUGUGGUAACACCAGCACCGAGCUUGUUGAGAAAUGGAGCGAGGUUAGCGAUCGAUUGGUGAUACUGCGAGAUGACGAUCUGAACUAUCAUCCCCAGCAUCAGGGAUACGUCCCCAACACCAUUGUUAAGCAGGCGGAUACAAUCCUACUCGGUUAUCCCUUAAAUUUUGAUACCAGCUCUGCUCACAGUAACGACCUUCGCUUUUAUGGAAACGCAACCCGAGAAUCGGGUCCUGCAAUGACGUGGUCCAUGUUCGCCGCGAAUUAUAUGAGAUCCCUUCAGAUCCAGCCGGCCAACGAGUAUUUCGAGCGUGGCUACAAGAGCUAUGUUCGACCCGAGUUCAAGGUCUGGAGUGAGACCCCCCUUGGCUAUGAAGGAUCGGCGAACUUCCUCACCGGCAUUGGCGGAUUCCUGCAAGCCCUUAUCUUCGGCUAUGGAGCUCUGGAUUUUGGCAGAACUAUAGACGACCAAUUCGUUAUGUUUUUUGGUAUAACUAUGACGCCUCCCAAUGUGGACGAAGUCCAUAUCAGCUCCAUACCAUACGGGGAUGCUAGGUGCAGCUUGACCUUUAAAAAUCAAUCUUCCAGCAUCGAGUGUUCAGAUAGGAUGGGUAAGGGCUUCCAGAAGGUUCAAGGUCAGAAGAAAACAGCGCUCGGCAGAACCUUCAAUUUGACUCGUCGAAAUAAUGAUCAACCCAUUCAGAUCAGAUUUUUAAGAUAAAUCCAAAGUGUAUUUGAAUAAAUAUGAGGAGAAUUA
Molecule: messenger RNA, 2282 nt
Organism: Drosophila biarmipes
Lineage: Eukaryota; Metazoa; Arthropoda; Insecta; Diptera; Drosophilidae
Product: protein-glucosylgalactosylhydroxylysine glucosidase
Exons: 6
Coding region: 27-2246 (739 amino acids)
Biological process (GO): carbohydrate metabolic process
Molecular function (GO): catalytic activity
Source: RefSeq, a predicted model, not a curated record